This is a messenger RNA of Desarmillaria tabescens, 1673 nucleotides long. RefSeq lists its product as uncharacterized. Bases 342 to 1421 code for a protein of 359 amino acids. The transcript is spliced from 2 exons. The record is from RefSeq and is a predicted model, not a curated record. Lineage: Eukaryota; Fungi; Basidiomycota; Agaricomycetes; Agaricales; Physalacriaceae.
GAAAGGCACCAAGAUGAAAUAGCGAAUCGGAUGCGGGGUGGCUGCGGGUCCAAGUACUGAAUACCCUCACGGCUUCACAUUGCUGGAUUUAAACGCCGGCUUGUGUUUGGUGCUGCCACAGAAGAUGGGACAAGCUAUCUUUUGCUGCUUCCUUUUGUCAAAGAAACCAAAUGACGGGUUCAAGUUCUCCGUUCCAAGAGCUACGUAUGAAACUGGUAAACAAGUGAAUGAAAGCACAACCGUGGGAACUGAGCUUAGCUUCAAGCCUCAUGGUAGACUGCCAACUGUCUCAAGUGUAGCGCUUGCUGCUUCUGCCUCUGCUUUAAAGACGACACAGCGACAUGAUCCCGUUUCCCUGGCUCUCCCAGCUCUUCAAUACCCUUCGGCGCUUCGUUAUGCCACCACAACGCAACAAUGAGAUGCGCGUCUUUUCAAAGGUCAAGGACGUGACCAACGCGUCCUCUCUUCUCAGUUCUCUCAGAGAGAAUUACCAUUUCCUUGAUCAUGGCCUCGGAAACAUCAUCGUUUCCCAGGCCGAGUACUGUAAAUGUCACUUCAGCCAGGAUUGUCCCGGGGAACAUGAAUUCCUGCUUGUAACGCUGAAGGAAUCUGUGGGAGUUCGGCGGACGGCAUAUCUGAUGGUGGACAGGUUGAAUGACGAUACGAAGAAGUACAGAGGAGAGGAUGAACUGCGAGCCGAUUUGGCUAGGCAUCAGGCCCAGGAAAUGGCCGGUAUAGAGGGGACCGAUUCCGAUUCAUCCACAUCAUCUCCCACCCAGUCGACAACUUCGCCUCCUGGAGCCUUACCCACUGCUUCAACAUGGGAUACUUCGAGUCGUGCUCAUCGCUCUAUUGCCAAAGUCAAGACAAUCACCAAGGAAGAUCCACCCGAUGCUCUUGACAGGCUCAUCGUCUUGCCCAAGAGAAGCGACAUCGCACUAGAGUUUGACGUUCUCCUCACGAUGGACCUUUCCCAGUCACAAAAUGUUACCCUUGAGCGGUUUGCACACCUUCUCCAGACUACUUCAAGGAACACGCCGCUAUAUCACUUAAUUUUUGCUCAGUGUUAUUGGUACGCCUUCACCAUUUGGAGGGUCCUGGAGAUGGAGACACAGCCGCAUAUACGCAUGCAUAGGCUGGCCGAACGUCAGUGUUCGCAUCGCUUAACAGGCUAUGGGAACCGGCUGGUUCUAGGGAAAGGCAAAUCGGUGAAUGCUGCGAGGUCCCCAGAGACGAUCAAGGCUCAGUGGGACACGGACAAAGCGAAGGAAGAUCAGGACUGGGCUGAACGGAAAACAGAACUUCAUGCUCCUGCACGGGAAGCAGAAGCUCAUGCGCGGGAAGCAGAAGCUUAUGCGCGUGAGCUCGAGAGAAGGCUGGAAAGUUCUGAGCGCCCUGUUGGUUCGGCUAAUGCAGUCUAAGAAGCCGUUUUGUUGUUUUCUCUUUUCCCUCUUGGUUGUUGCUAUCGUUGCUUUCUUGUUGUCUCCGCUAUCAGUCAAUAUUUGCUGUCGUGUCAUUGCUUUGUUGUAUACUAAUCACUGUACAUAUAUUAACAUUUUAUGGCUCUGGUAGGAGUAUCGACUAUGGCUACUAUAUAUAAUUCGUCCAGUGCAAGUUCGUACCUUGAAUUUUAUUUCAAUGUAUCCGCCAUUUGGGUCACCGGUCACCUCGCC